This is a messenger RNA of Rotaria sp. Silwood2, 804 nucleotides long. Lineage: Eukaryota; Metazoa; Rotifera; Eurotatoria; Philodinida; Philodinidae. The record is from the annotation of a GenBank genome assembly.
AUGAUCAAACGUCUAAUAUCAGUGAGUGGUGAUCGAGAGGCAGUGAUUGAAUGUGAACAAAAAGUAAAACAAUUCCUGGACAAAUUUGCAUGCAGUUCCAAUCAUCCGAAUGGUAUUAAGCCUGAAAAUAUUAUAAUUAACAUGAAAAACAUAUGUUCCAUAUGUAGUUGUGAUUUUGAUUCUCCUUAUACAUUGGAACAAUGUGGACAUACAUUCUGUCGUUCAUGUUUAAAUGCUUAUUUCGAUGCGUACUUUGAUGUGACUUUAAGUUUUGAAGCUUUUAAAUUAUCGUGUCCAUUUUAUCAAUGUGAUGAAAUUUGUCUCAUUCGUGAUCUUGUUUCUGUAAUUGGCUUUGAACGAAUGGCUCGUCUAGCAAUGAUUGCUUUUCAAGUUUAUAUUCGUCGAGCAGAUAAUGAUUUAGUCCAAUGUAUGGGAAUCGAUUGUAAACAGGUGUAUCGUUCAUCAAAAUAUUUGUCAAUGUAUUUCUGUGAUCAAUGUAUCAAAUUCUAUUGCAUACCAUGCAAAGUUGAAUAUCACAUCGGUAUGACAUGUGAACAAUAUAAAAAAUUACACGAGGAAAAAGAUGAAGAUGCCAUUUUGGAAUACAAUCUAGGAAAUCUAUCCCAUAAACCUUGUCCCAAAUGUCGAAUACCGAUUGACAAAUAUGCUGGAUGCAAUGCUGUAAAAUGUACAUUAUGUAAUAUUCAUUUUUGUUGGCGAUGCAGUGCAACUGAUGACGUUGAUAGUAAUUCACAACCAUUUCAUGGAUCCAAAUUCGUCAUGUUACAACAAAAUGUUGGAUGA